GCCGCGUUCCCCGCCAAUGGGUAGGCUUAUGCAACACAGUCUCUCACUGGAUCAGUGGUACAAUGCAUGCUACAAGCACGUGCAUUGCUCUACUUGUUGUCUGCUUUCUGGUGGAUGCUGGUAAUGUGACCGACGUGCCCUGCUGGGAGCUGUACAAGAGAGGUGUAGAUGCAUACCUCUCCGAUGACUACGGAGGAUGUGUUAGCAAUUUGGAGAGUGCCAUCGAGAGUUAUCGUAAACACGCUAAAACUAUACAGAACUGCCGGUUGAGUUGUCACCAGGAUGCUGCAAACACUCAACCACUCUACCAAUUCGAUGUUGAGGAUCUCCUCUUCUUCGAGAAAACAAUCAAAAACACACUUUGCCUUAUCCAAUGCAAGGACGACAUAGAAUUCUAUAACAUAGACCGCGAGACGGUCAAAAUAUUCGAAAGCCGGAAACCUUACGAAUAUCUGCACAUCUGCUAUUACCAGAAUAAGUCACCGCAAUUGGCCGCCUCCGCCGCCUUCACCUACCUCGUCUCAAAUCCCAACGAUGCAGCGAUGGUCUCAAAUUUCAAGUUCUACUCUGACCAACCGGAUAUUAAAAUUAUUGAAGUCAUCAAUUUUGAAGCAAAGGAUUACAUGUAUCUAUACGUCCAUGGUACAAGAGCUUACGAUGAGAAGAGGUGGGAUGAAGUGAUUGGGAAUAUGGAGGAAUCGCUCUUAUCAUAUUUACAGUCCGAGGAUGAGUGUAGGGCGAACUGCGAAGGCCCUUUCGAUCCAGGCUGGUACCCAGAUAUGAUCCCUUCAAUAGCUAACCACUUCGCACAUUCGUUAAGGUGCAAGAGGAAGUGCAAGGAAGCGACAAGCACUUUGAACGGCGAGAAACACGAAGAUCUAUAUCCGAGCCAUUACAACUUCCUGCAGUUUGCCUACUUCAAACGUGGUAAUUUGAGAGCUGCUUGCGAAGCCGCCUCUAGCUACCUUCUAUAUUUCCCGAUGGAUGAAAAUAUGUUGUAUAAUAUUGAAUAUUACAGGAAAUUGCCGAAAGCGAAGAAGGAAUUUUUUAUACCAAGACGUGAAGCUAUGACAUACUAUCACCGUGAUAAUUAUGAGAAAACUUUACUGGAGUUUGUGUUUGAGAAGUUCAAUGUAAAAACAGCCACCAUGAAAAAGUACCCAGCGUUGUCCGAACCAAAACCCCGAGCGAGGAUAACUCAGGAAAAAUUCAUAUCCAAGAAGAAUUGCGAUUCUCUGCUUAAAAUUGCUAUGGAAUUUGCUGUGCCUGGUGAUGGAUACCGAGGUAACCAAAAUCCUCAUUCGUCGCACGAAAAAUACGGAGGAUUAACUUUAAGGACAGCUAUUAAGAUGAUGAAAGAGGGAAGUAUGAAUAAGAGCGACGUAGAUUUGAUUGUAGCGAUUGGUGAUGAGGUGAAGCAGAAUAUGGUGGAGAAGUUCAAGGUUUCGCAUAAGCUGCAUUUCACCUAUACACAUCUCGUCUGCCGCAAAGCUAUACCAGGAGGACAAUUUAAUAGGUCUGAUUUAAGCCAUGAGAUACAUGCGGAUAAUUGUAAUAUCCAAGAAGAUGGUAGUUGUCCUAAAAAUUGGCCAGCGUUUACUUGGCGAGAUUACACGGCAAUAUUAUAUUUAAAUAGUGGUUUUUCUGGAGGCGAGCUAUUUUUCUCUUCGGAUCCGCGUGGAGAUAGUAUUCAGGAUGUGAUUGUACCAAAGUGCGGGAGCCUCGUUUCUUUUACUUCUGGUCAAGAGAACUUGCACGGUGUGAAGGCGGUGCGGAAUGGUACACGAUGCGCUCUAGCUAUAUGGUUUACCUUUGAUAAGGAUUACGGCGAGGUGGAAAGGAAACAACUUUUAUGAUUCUUGUUGUAGUUGAAUAAAUAAGUUAUGCUGGUAUUUCUUUGAAAUUAUUGU
Messenger RNA from Nicrophorus vespilloides, 1910 nucleotides. RefSeq names its product prolyl 3-hydroxylase 1-like. Lineage: Eukaryota; Metazoa; Arthropoda; Insecta; Coleoptera; Silphidae. Gene Ontology annotation, molecular function: protein binding; oxidoreductase activity, acting on paired donors, with incorporation or reduction of molecular oxygen; iron ion binding. The record is from RefSeq and is a predicted model, not a curated record. The transcript is spliced from 9 exons. Gene Ontology annotation, biological process: collagen metabolic process. The coding region runs from base 63 to 1856 and encodes 597 amino acids.